AUGCUUUUUUUCUUCUGUCAUGAAGACGUGCGCAACAUCACUCACGUCAUCAACUAUGAUUACCCCAACAACUCGGAGGACUACAUCCAUCGUAUUGGCCGUACAGGUCGUGCUGGUGCCACUGGCACGGCCAUCACCCUAUUCACUACUGAUAAUGCUAAGCAGGCCCGUGAUCUCGUUGGUGUGCUGCAGGAGGCCAAGCAGAGCAUUGACCCGCGCCUUGCCGAGAUGGUGAGAUACGGUGGUGGUGGCGGAGGCCACGGCCGGUACGGUGGUUACCGUGGUCGUGGCGGUUACCGCGGUGGCGGACACAGAGGUGGCGGUGGCGGUGCCAAUGCCAUGCCGGUCAAUAACCGCCGGUGGUAA
Molecule: messenger RNA, 366 nt
Organism: Sporothrix schenckii 1099-18
Lineage: Eukaryota; Fungi; Ascomycota; Sordariomycetes; Ophiostomatales; Ophiostomataceae
Exons: 3
Coding region: 1-366 (121 amino acids)
Biological process (GO): rRNA processing
Cellular component (GO): ribonucleoprotein complex; nucleus; cytoplasm
Molecular function (GO): RNA helicase activity; RNA binding
Source: RefSeq, a predicted model, not a curated record